AAAAUGACAGGAGUUUUUGACAGUCUCAGUACAGAUAUGCAUUCGAACCAAAUUACCUCGAGCAAUUACCACAGCUUGCACAAAUCGCAGGAAUCCCCUACUUUACCGGUAUCGACUGCAACGGAUAGCAGCUACUAUAAUAAUCAACCCGGAUCCUGCGCAGGGUCUCCGUACGGACAACUUGGUACUUACCAGUACCACAACAAUGGUAUGAACAGCGUUCAGUACAACACAAAAUCUUACGACCUGGGUUUCAACAACUCUUUCGGCACUUACGGUUCCUACGGGUCCAGCUCUUCUCCCACUCCAACGGACGGAGAAAAAGAGGAAAGUGAACCUGAAAUACGAAUGGUCAACGGAAAGCCAAAGAAGGUUAGAAAGCCUCGAACAAUUUAUUCAAGUUUCCAGCUCGCCGCACUUCAGAGACGCUUUCAGAAAACGCAGUACCUCGCGCUGCCGGAGCGCGCUGAGCUGGCGGCCUCGCUGGGCCUUACACAAACACAGGUCAAAAUCUGGUUUCAGAACCGUCGCUCGAAGUUCAAGAAGUUGUGGAAAAGCGGAGAGAUUCCACCGGAGCAGCACGUGGCCUCCAGUGAAUCUCCACCUCGACACUCUCCCCCUGUAUCCGUGGCCUGGGACUUUCCACAGAAUCAAAGAAUGAACAAUGUAAACUCAAGUUUGCCUCAAAUCAGCAGUGCCCCCAACUCAACUGCGCCUUCCUUUUUGACAAACUAUUCCUGGUACUCGUCAACAAACUCUGCAACGCAUCUACAGCCCAACACGCUGGUACCACAUCACAAUUCAGCUGUGAGUGCCGGGACGAUAUUUUGA
Molecule: messenger RNA, 831 nt
Organism: Chanos chanos (milkfish)
Lineage: Eukaryota; Metazoa; Chordata; Actinopteri; Gonorynchiformes; Chanidae
Gene: dlx2a
Product: distal-less homeobox 2a
Exons: 3
Coding region: 4-831 (275 amino acids)
Biological process (GO): cell differentiation; negative regulation of transcription by RNA polymerase II; embryo development
Molecular function (GO): DNA-binding transcription factor activity, RNA polymerase II-specific; RNA polymerase II cis-regulatory region sequence-specific DNA binding
Source: RefSeq, a predicted model, not a curated record